AAGUUCGGACGUUUGCUUGGUCGCCAUUUAAAACGUACUAAACCAAAACAAUGUAUUUUUGACCAAAAACGGUCAUAUUGUGGUUGUUGAACGUUAGCGUUUGUGGUGUAAUGUUUGCCGGUUUAUUUGUAAUGUUUUUUUAUUUGUCACUUGGCGUUGUCGUUUAAAUAAAAUUAUUAUUUUCCGCGUUUAUGCGACAUUGUUGUGUGCCCCUCUCUCUGAUAUUUCUGAACAAUGUCGUGCAGCGAUGAUAGCAUAAUCGAUUUGUCCAGCGAAUCGGAGGCCGAAGAAGAAAACGACCGACAAGAAUACGACGACGAUGCGGUCGUCGACGAACAAAAUGUCGAAGAUGUAAUUCUAGUCUCCGAAUAUGAUGUAAGUUUGGAGUACGACGAAGAAGAAGAUGAAGAGCUAUACGAGCGGUCGGGAAAGAAAAAGAAAAAAGUCGAGCGAUACGGCGGUUUCAUCAUCGACGAGGCAGAGGUCGACGAUGAAGUGGAAGAAGAAGACGAAUGGGAAGAAGGUCCUGUCGAUACCAGUAUUGUUGCCAAUGAAGAAGACGAAUCGGGUCCUACCGCUAGAGAAAUCGAAGGGCACAGGCGCGGAAACGAUCUUUGGGAUUCAAAAAACGAGGACGAAAUCGAAGAGUAUUUACGUAGAAAGUAUUCGGACGACACUUCGGUCGCCAUCAAACAUUUUGGAAACGCCGGCGUAGGACUUAUCAGUGAAAUCACAAAGCAGACACUUUUACCGGGUGUCAAAGAUCCAAAUUUGUGGAUGGUCAAAUGUCGUAUCGGCGAAGAAAAACAGACAGCCUUAUUGUUGAUGAGAAAGACGAUUGCUUAUCAAUUUACAGACAACCCGUUACAAAUCAAAUCUGCGGUGUCGCCCGAAGGCGUAAAGGGCUAUAUUUAUAUCGAGGCGUACAAACAGACUCACGUCAAGUCGGCGAUUGAAAAUAUUAGCAGUCUUAAAAUGGGCAUUUGGAAACAGCAAAUAGUGCCCAUCAAUGAAAUGACAGACAUACUGAAAGUCGUUAAAAUACAAUCCAGUUUCCAACCUAAGCAAUGGGUUCGAUUUAAAAAAGGUUAUUACAAAGACGACAUUGCCCAAGUAGAUUAUAUGAAUAUGGCCCAGAGUAACGUACACCUGAAAUUGAUACCGAGAAUAGAUUACACGAAGCUUCGCGGCGCAUUGAGAUCUACGAUGGGUCCGGAUUAUCUAAAAAGGAAAAGGAGGAGACGUCCGGGUGCCAAACUGUUUGACCCGGAAGCAGUCCGCGCUAUCGGCGGCGAAGUGACCAGUGACGGGGAUUUUAUGGUAUUCGAAGGAAAUCGCUACAACCGCAAAGGGUUUCUGUUCAAAGAUUUCUAUAUCAACCUAAUCUCGACCGAAGAAGUCCAACCCACGUUAUCAGAACUUGAAAAAUUUGAAGACGCUACCGAAAACGAAGACAUUGCCGUGCCAAUUAUAAACACAGAUAAUUCAGCCAACAAUCAAGCCAUAAGCGGUGGCGAUAAUGUUGAAGUCUGUACAGGAGAACUGAUCAAUCUUCGAGGCAAAGUAUUGUCGAUUGACGGAAAUAUGGUCACCAUCAUGCCGGAACACAAAGACCUCAAGCUGCCGUUAGAGUUUACCGCUAACGAAUUAUGCAAAUACUUCAAACAAGGUGACCACGUCAGAGUGUUGGGCGGACGCUUUAAAGGAGACACCGGACUCGUUGUACGUGUCACACACAAGUGUGUCGUAAUGUUUUCCGAUGUGUCGAUGCAUGAAAUGGAAGUUUUACCUCGUGAUUUACAAUUGUGUAAGGACACGGCGUCCGGAGUGGAUUCGAUCGGACAAUUUCAAUGGGGUGAUCUUGUUCAGUUAGACCUUAACAACGUUGGGGUUAUAGUGCGAAUCGAGCAUGAAAAAGUACAAGUACUAAGUAUGACAGGAAAAUUAAUCAAAGCGAAAUCACAAACCCUGUUAAAAAAAAAGGAACACAAAAACACGAUUGGUGUGGACGCGCAUGGCAAUUCUUUACAAAGGAAAGAUGUGAUCAAAGUCAUCGACGGACCACACACGGGAAUGCAAGGAGAAAUCCAACAUCUUUAUCGUCAUCAUGUAUUUUUAUACUCUCGCCUGAUGACUAAUAACGGAGGGAUUUUCGUAUGUCGAUUAAGACAUGUUACGUUGGCUGGGAAUUCGAUUGACAAAUCAACUAGCCUGCAAAAUGGAUCAUCAACCCUGGGAAUUACAUCUCCUCGUCAUAUACCCGGUUGUCCGUCGGGUUACGGCAGAUACGGUGGCGGCGUCAGUUACGAAUCGAGAAAAUUUGAUGGCGUACGCAGAGACAAAGAGCUGAUUGGACAAACAAUACGGAUCACCAGCGGUCCGUACAAAGGAGCUGUUGGCAUGGUUAAAGACUCGACCGAGUGUACGGCUAGGGUCGAGCUGCAUUCGCCUUGUCAAACCAUAUCGGUCGAUAAGAGAAACAUCAUGAUGGUCGGCGGACAACAGUCCAAGGACAGGAGAACAAUGCCGUCGUCCACCAAGACAUCGCUGAAUGUUGUCCCCAUGACGCCUAGUUACCGCGAAGGAGGCAAGACUCCCAUGUACGGAUCGAUGACGCCCAGCUAUGAAGUCGGUAGUCGUACUCCGGCCUACGGUAACAUGACACCUUCUCAUGACACGACAAUCUCUUCACUAGCGUGGGAUCCCGCAGCGGGAUAUACUCCCGCCAGAGACAGCGACACUGAUCACUCGUACCAAUUGGAUCAUAACUAUUCACCGUUUGAACCAGAAUCUCCGUCCAGUUGUGAAUUCAAUGGCAAUAACCCCUUCCUAAACGCAUUGAGCCCUACGCACGUUAGUCCGCUUAAUAUCGACUAUCAUCCCCGUCCGUCACCUUCAUCUUAUUAUCCGUUUUUGAUGACCUCGUCACCGUCAAGUUCUCCCGGACCCGCGGCUCCUUUUUUAACGUUGUUUGACUUGCCAUCUGGUUGGCACACUACUGGUGUUUACGUCCAUAUAACUGAUUCAGAACUAGCCGCAAAGACUGGAAUCGUUAAAAAAGUAGAAGACAGUACAUGCACUGUGUAUUUACCGGACAAUGGACAAACGGUAACAGUCGAUAAUGAAAAGUUGGAGCCUGUUAUGCCCAAAUUGAAUGAUUUUGUAAAAAUACUGUGCAAUCAACACAAAGACAAGAUAGGAAAUAUGGUGGCCAUAGAGGGCAGCGAAGGAUUGGUCGUGUUGCAUGACGAAAAAAACCCAUUACUUUUUCCACUGGUGCAUUUAUGUCGAGCCAUUUAAAAGUCAAGUAUUUGUUAUUAACAAAAGUUAAGAGUAAUGUUGAAAUUACAUUUUUU
This is a messenger RNA of Adelges cooleyi (spruce gall adelgid), 3356 nucleotides long. Its product is annotated as transcription elongation factor SPT5-like. Gene Ontology annotation, cellular component: DSIF complex; ribosome. The record is from RefSeq and is a predicted model, not a curated record. The transcript has 13 exons. NCBI's taxonomy places the organism in Eukaryota, Metazoa, Arthropoda, Insecta, Hemiptera, Adelgidae. Gene Ontology annotation, biological process: translation; transcription elongation by RNA polymerase II; transcription elongation-coupled chromatin remodeling. The coding region runs from base 235 to 3300 and encodes 1021 amino acids. Gene Ontology annotation, molecular function: structural constituent of ribosome; mRNA binding.